Lactuca saligna is the source of this 1253-nucleotide messenger RNA. The record is from the annotation of a GenBank genome assembly. Lineage: Eukaryota; Viridiplantae; Streptophyta; Magnoliopsida; Asterales; Asteraceae.
AUGGAAGACUCCAUAAUUAAUGUCUCCAACCAUACUCCAGAUGUUCAGGCUUCCAAGAAAAGGCAAGCGGCUGAGAAGAUUGUGGUGACAGUGAAGCUUGAAGAAAAUGAAGGGAAAAAGAGGAGUGAAAACGCUUCUUGUGAUUGUUGGUCUUGGAGGAAAUAUGGCCAAAAACCCAUUAAAGGAUCUCCUUAUCCAAGGGGCUACUACAGAUGCAGCACGUCCAAAAGUUGCUCGGCCAAGAAACAAGUGGAGUUAUGUAGAACAGAUGCAUCGAUGCUCAUCAUCACUUACACUUCUACUCAUAAUCAUCCAGACCCUACUCUCCCAAAAAAACCCAAAACCAAAAUCCUCCUCCAUGAUUCAAUUUCCGAAACGAAUACAGCCCCUGAUCAACUAGAUCAAGAGAACGAAAAUCAGAAACAGGUAACUACUAUUGCCGUGGAAGAUGAAGAUGCUACCACGUGCACUGAAAACGAUAACUUCCACUACAUCCAAACCCCAGAAGACGAAACCCGCUUGACACUAAACCUGGAAAACACAUUCUUUGAUGAAGAGCCCCUCUCAUAUCCCAAUCUCAUGACCUUUUCGGCACCAAAAACGGAAGAAAACGACUUCUAUGACGAACUUGAAGAACUACCCAUGUCUUCCUCAUCGUUCAAGAUUUUCAUGAGAAGCAAUUUUUUUGAGGAGAGAGUUCUUGUUCAACCUCCUUAAUCCCAAUUGUGUAAUUACAUCUAGUUAAGUUGUUCAUAAUAUUAGUUAGCUAGUUAAUAACAUGCUGAAAGGCAUCUUAUUUCUCCCUCAAUCCGGUAAAACACAUGGACUAUAUAAUGUUCACAUAUAUAGUGGAUUAGCUAGUGCAUGUUAGCUUCCUAGAUGUUUGUGUUUUUAAUUUAAAAGUUACACGAGGAUCACGAGGUCAGAGUGCACACGAGCAUAUAAGAGGAGCUCCGCUUUUUCUUUCUCGGAGCAUAAGUGGGAACACAGUUGUACCAUUGGAAGUAUGCCCUUUUCUGCACUACAGAAAAAGGUUUUGGCUGUAGUGCCAGAAUCUAUCUGCUACGAAGUGGGCGACAAACAUUUUGGUUUUGUUGAUGUCUUGUUACCACUAGCAGUUGAAGAUUCCUCUUUUCGCUAUAUGCCAAAUCUAAAACCUCCACAGAUUCUUGCAUGUUGAUUCAUAGGUUACUAGAGCCACCAACUAUGAUUAGUUUGAGGUGAAAGAAUUGAUGAUUGGACUAUCAAGUACC